Alnus glutinosa is the source of this 1271-nucleotide messenger RNA. Its product is annotated as ubiquinone biosynthesis protein COQ4 homolog, mitochondrial. Lineage: Eukaryota; Viridiplantae; Streptophyta; Magnoliopsida; Fagales; Betulaceae. Gene Ontology annotation, cellular component: mitochondrial inner membrane. The record is from RefSeq and is a predicted model, not a curated record. The transcript is spliced from 3 exons. The coding region runs from base 301 to 987 and encodes 228 amino acids. Gene Ontology annotation, biological process: ubiquinone biosynthetic process.
UAGUCCCUAAAGUUUGUUUUGUUCUUUCGUUUUCCCUUUUAAGAGAUUUUUAUUCGUUUCUUGAUUUUCAUAAUAAAAAAAUUCACGUGCUCCUUGGGCUCACUUCGCAUGUUUGGGGCUAACGUGCUAAGCUUGACACGUGGGAUUGAUUUCAUAAAAUUCCGCUGAUGUGUGAAAUGGCGUGUCACUGCAUUUCACCAUUGAUUAUUUUAAGAGUUGCCAAAUAACGUAUCUCAGCUAUCAAAAGCGUAGUUCGUGUUUGUUUAUUCCGCCAACGACAGAAUUUGACAGUGAGAGAGGAUGGUUAGGAUGAUAGAAGGUGGUCGCAUCCGGCUUAACCGGUGGCAGCAGGCAGCUGUUGCAGUGGGUUCGGCAGUUGGUGCAUUGUUAAACCCGCGAAGAGCGGAUCUGAUAGCAGCCCUUGGGGAGACUACUGGAAAGCCUGCUUUUGAAAGAGUUCUUGAAAGGAUGAAGAGGAGCCCAGAAGGCAGAGCAGUUUUGUUGGAGCGACCACGAGUGAUAUCUGCCGAAGUGGGGCAUGUAAGGGACCUACCACCAAACACAUUUGGUGCUGCCUAUUCAAACUUCAUGGCAUCUAGGAAUUUUUCUCCAGAUGACAGACCACUAGUGCGGUUCAUGGACACAGACGAACUGGCAUAUGUGGCCAUGCGGGCUCGGGAGGUGCAUGACUUCUGGCACACCCUUUUUGGUCUGCCCACCAACUUAAUUGGCGAGUCAGCACUCAAGGUGAUUGAGUUUGAGCAAAUGCACCUUCCCAUGUGCCUGCUUUCUGUUUUAGGGGGCACCGCAAGAUUCAGUGAAAGGCAAAGGAAUUUGUUCUUUCAGCACUACUUCCCAUGGGCCAUCCGGGCUGGCAUGCAGAGCACAGAUCUCAUGUGUCUAUACUAUGAACGGAACUUUCAUGAGGAUUUGGAGGAUGUUCGGAGGAAAUGGGGGAUAGUUCCUGCUCCUGUUCCUCCUAAAUAAAAUGUUACCUGAGCACAGAGGCGGAACGAGAAUUUGAAGUGGGGGAAUGUUACCGGAGCAAAGGGCAGUUCCGAGCAGCAGUGGCUACACAUAACAGACACCAUGCUGGAUUUUUUAAGUUUUGUUGUUGUAGUACUUGAGAACUUGUAGACACAAAAAGUUGUAGAAAAUCACAUCAAGCAAUGAACAUUGUGCGUCUUUGAUGAGUGAGACAGAUCCUGACAAGAUGUAUAACAAAACAGUGUAAUUUUAUGCGGAAGUCAUGCAAAUGCACCAUUUUUAAA